UCGGGGGAUGCCUGGACCGGGUGGGAGCGUGCGCCGUGUGCGUCAUCGAUCCGCCUGCUGGUAGCAGGGUGCAAACCAGUGCACACCGUCCGAUCUAGACAAGUACUCGUUGUUCCAUCUAAAAUUGCUCUCGGAGUCUCCCAGAGUCGCCGAGUACGAUGCUCGAGUUAAACGCGCCCGUUGCGUACGUUCUCUUCGUUCUUCUUGGCGUAAACUGCGUUUCAGGAACUGCGGUCAUGAAAAAUUACGAGGCAAAUCCUGACUCGAAAAGAUUGUACGACGAUUUGUUAUCAAAUUACAAUCGACUGAUCCGGCCAGUCAUUAACAACACCGAAACGCUCACGGUCCGGUUAGGGCUAAAAUUAUCACAGUUAAUCGAGAUGAACUUGAAGAAUCAAGUGAUGACGACCAAUGUUUGGGUGGAGCAGAAAUGGUUCGAUUACAAAUUAAGAUGGGAUCCCGAAGAAUACGGUGGAAUUGAAAUGCUCUACGUACCAUCCGAAAACCUGUGGUUACCGGAUAUCGUGCUGUACAACAAUGCCGAUGGUAAUUACGAGGUAACCCUGAUGACAAAAGCCACGCUUAAAUACACGGGAGAAGUUUCUUGGAAACCUCCAGCUAUUUACAAAUCUUCCUGUGAAAUUAAUGUCGAGUAUUUUCCUUUCGAUGAACAAUCGUGCAUCAUGAAAUUCGGCUCGUGGACGUAUAACGGUGCCCAGGUGGACUUGAAGCAUAUGGACCAAGUGUCUGGGAGCAAUUUAGUGCCGAUUGGAAUCGAUUUAAGCGAAUUCUAUCUCUCGGUAGAAUGGGACAUUCUUGAGGUCCCUGCAGCGAGGAACGAGGAAUAUUAUCCAGGGUGUGACGAACCAUAUUCGGACAUCACUUUCAACAUAACAAUGAGAAGGAAGACAUUGUUCUAUACCAUCAAUUUGAUAAUUCCGUGUGUUGGCAUAACUUUCCUGACAGUUCUGGUAUUUUACUUGCCCAGCGAUUCGGGUGAAAAAGUUUCACUGUGCUCGUCGAUUCUACUGUCUUUGACCGUGUUCUUCUUGCUCUUGGCGGAAAUCAUCCCUCCGACUUCUUUGGCUAUACCACUGCUUGGAAAGUACCUGUUGUUCACAAUGAUUUUGGUGACCUUGUCGAUAUGGAUUACCGUUGUGGUUCUUAACUUCCAUUUUCGCUCUCCGUCGACCCAUAACAUGCCUGGAUGGGUUCGACAAGUGUUUCUCAACUGGAUGCCACGAGUUCUCAUGAUGCGACGUACCGCUUAUGCCGCUCCGGAGAAUGAAACUACCUAUCCAGACAGCGGAUACAGCAAUGAAGUCGAGUUGAGCCUUCCAGGAAGUGUAAGCGAUUACCCAAUUGAAUUGAAGGGAAGCCCAGAUGGUUUCGAAAGUAUUACAGCGGCGUACAAAAGCAUUCGGGAGGAUGAAAAUCAGCAUAUACGACACGUCUCAGUUACAGACAGCGAAAAUACGAUACCUAGACAUUUGCCACCCGAUGUCUUGUCUGCACUCAAGGGAGUGCGUUUUAUUGCUCAGCACAUAAAGGAUGCCGAUAAGGACAACGAGGUUAUAGAAGACUGGAAGUUUGUGGCAAUGGUCCUGGACAGGUUCUUUCUUUGGGUAUUCACCCUGGCUUGCAUCGGUGGCACUUUGGGAAUCAUUUUUCAAGCUCCGAGUCUCUAUGAUACGCGAGAACCCGUGGACCAGAAACUGUCCGAUAUUCCUUUGCGUCCUGGGAACUACAUGCUGCCACCCGAGCUCUUCUUUCACGAGCCGUAAACUUAAGAUUCAUCGUAGAAACUAAAUGUUUGCUAAAUGUACGAAAUAUAUGAGAAUGAUGAUUUAUAGGUACGAUACGUGAUUUCCUAAAGGAGAAAAAAUAGGUUUACCCCAUCGGCGACCUGCGAAUCGUUCAUGUCAGGGUUCGUCGUACUGGAAAUUAUCGUUGUACGUUUUACGGUAAAUUAUCACAUUUGUCGCGUUAUUUCUUCUCGUGUCUGCACCUGACGCGAUUUCGUAUACAUAGCAUAUGUUUCCACGGUCGAUGGAAACUGACGUAGACUCGGGGGUCGAUUUUGUAUUUUAGGUAAGAGUGCUCACUUGUUGAGCUUUCAUCUCAUCCGAUUUUGUGUCUUCCUAGUGAAAUUGUAAAAGUAUGGUAGAAAACGUUUUGAAACUUCGCUGUAAUGAAAGUGCGAAGAGUGAGCAUUCCUGUCGGAGAUGCAAAACCGUCC
This is a messenger RNA of Orussus abietinus, 2239 nucleotides long. It is a transcript of the gene nAChRbeta2, whose product is annotated as acetylcholine receptor subunit beta-like 2. The transcript is spliced from 12 exons. Gene Ontology annotation, molecular function: acetylcholine-gated monoatomic cation-selective channel activity; transmembrane signaling receptor activity. NCBI's taxonomy places the organism in Eukaryota, Metazoa, Arthropoda, Insecta, Hymenoptera, Orussidae. Bases 159 to 1784 code for a protein of 541 amino acids. The record is from RefSeq and is a predicted model, not a curated record. Gene Ontology annotation, cellular component: neuron projection; postsynaptic membrane; synapse. Gene Ontology annotation, biological process: monoatomic ion transmembrane transport; signal transduction; nervous system process.